AAACGUUCAGUUUAAUUAUUUUCUACUCGAACGUGUUAUGCCUUGAUUAAAUUCAGCUGCGUUGUGAAUUUUAAGUGUAAUCAAAAACAGCAAGCUCAAAUUGGAAACAAUAUUGUACUCAAAAACGCCAAACAGAGAGAAAUAUUGUGCUAAAAUAUCUGCGACACAUGUUCGGAGUACACUCUUCACUAUACACCACCAUGCCGUAUUUAAAUUCGAACUUAAACACAUUGUUUUUCCUUUGUGCAAUAAUUGUUGUCGUCUUUUGCAAUUCACUUGGAAAUUAUCACACCAGCGUGAUCAUUUUUCUGGAAGAAUCAGUCUCUGAUGUGCAGGACAUUGUCCUGAACGCCGUUGAACGAUACAGCAAAGAUCAUAAACAUGGUUCGUCGGAAAACCAAGCUCAUAUGAAUUUCAGCUUUGUCAGUUACAACAGAAUUGUCAAUAGCAUCUUAACACUGGAUCAAGAUCAUUCAACUUCGCUACGCUUUGCAAUUUUUCCUCAUGUGUCUAGUCACGAAAUUGUUCUCUCUUCCAUAAUGAAAAGGUUAAAUAUUGUUCCAAUUGGGCUCUUUCAUACGGACGGAAUUCCAACCACACAGGAAAAUCCUGCUGAUUUCACAAGGGUCGCUUCUCCUUCUAUGAUACACUACGCUUGCGCUCUUCGAGACAUGGUGCAGAAAAUGGGAUGGCGCAGACUCAGUCUUGUAGUAUCCGUUGACUACGAAGGAAAAGUACUUGCAGACGCAAUCUUGGCAUAUUCAAAGACAGAGAAGUGGGACAUUCAGCGGACUGUUUGGCUAUCGAGAAGGGAAAACACCACGGAACUGAAAACCGCUAUCAAGCUAAUUAUGUCCAGUGACAAUGAUAGCGACGCUGUCAUUGUCCACAUCCGGGACUCUCACAAUGAUGACUUUUUCCGAUUGGUUCAAUUUCUCGGUGUCAAUCAAAGUACAGCUUCGUGGUUGCUGACAGAUAUCACUACAUACGGGGUAUCGGACAGCACUGUGCUGCCUUCUGGCUUUGUCACAAUAUCUCCCUGGAGAAGUCCAGAACAUGAUUUUAUGGAGCAUGCUCUGUAUGACACAUUUGAUCUGAUUGGGUUAUCAGUAAACGGUGCGUUAAACCUCUCUUCAAGUCCAGCCGUUGUUGACCCUCAGGAGUUAAUAAAACAGAAAGUGAAAGGCACUUUCCUCCAAGGAAAAACGUCUCUAUUCGAGGAUCCCGCUUUAUCCAAAGGGCCAUUUUCUACAAUGGACAUUUCAAAUCUGAAACAGGACCUCGAUGGCCAGAAGCACUGGUGGUCCAUUGGUCUAAAGACAUAUUCAGGGAUUGCUUUAGAGGCCUUUAACAUUCCAAACGGAAAGGUUGUACAUCCACUUGCGGCCCCUUCUAAACCAACUGUGCGAGUCCCUGUGAUUUUGUACCCUCCAUGGAUAGAAUCCGAGGAGCCACAACACACUUUAGAAAAUAACACGACGUGCUUAAAAAGGGGUUACUUCUGUUACAACAGAACUGGAAUAACAGUCUCCAAGCUUUGUUGUUUUGGAUUUUCCAUCGAUUUGUUGAAGAUUCUUGAACGCGAGCUAGGUUUCAUUCCUGAAAUUUACUUCGUUGCUGAUGGACAGUAUGGCACUUUUGGCGAGAAGACGGGAAAAUGGAACGGAAUCAUAAAUGAGCUGGUGGUCGGAAGAGGUGAUCUGGCUUUAGGCCUGGCAAUGACACAAAAACGAGCCAAACACAUUGCGUUUUCAUUCCCGCAUCUUCCCCUCGCUCUCAAUGUUCUAGUGGAGAAGGAAGGAGGUUCUAAAACAGGCGUGCAAUGGUACUCAUGGUUGAAGCCGUUUGAUGUCAACUUGUGGCUAAUGAUUCUCGGAACAUGCAAUGUUAUUUUGCUGGUAAUUUGGUGGUUGGAUAGGAAAAGUCCCACCGGAUAUUAUCGAAUACUCAAGGAAAGCAAUGAAAAUGGGUUUACAAUGCUAGACGCUAUGAGUUACGUAUGGGGCGUGGCCUUCAGCAAGGACAUUGGAGCAGAGAAAGCCCCUCGCAGUAAUAGCGCCAGAUUUGUAUCUACCGUGUAUGCCUUCAUGGCUAUGAUCAUUGUUAACACAUAUUGCGCUAAUUUGAUGGCCUUUUUAGUGCAGGACAAUUUUGUGCUUCCAAUUGACGGCAUUAGAGAUCCAAAGUUGAGGGACGUUUCUUUAUAUCCGCCAGACGGUUUUCAGCUCGGUGUGUUACAAGGCAGCAUCUCCGAAAAGUACUUCAGGAAUCACGUGAAUUAUGAUUAUCGUCAAAUUUACGAAAGCAAUCUCAAAUUAAAUCUGAUGGAUAAUUUCCGCGAAGGAACGCUCCGACUUCAAAACGGUGAAAUCCACGGUCUUGUCGGGGAUUACCUAUCUUUGCGACAAAUCGCCAACAAGAUGCCGGAUUGCAACCUGACCUUGGCCGGUCCAAACUUCUACACCUACGGUUUAGCAUUCGCCAUGCCCAAGAAUUCUCCUUGGCUUGACGAUAUCACGAGAGUGGUUUUGGAAAUGAAAGAAAACGGAAGCAUAAGCAUGUUAGAAAAGAUGUAUUUCGACGAAAAACUUUGCAGAAAUUCAAUCCCUAAAGAUCUUAGUAUUUUUCAUUUUAGUGGCCUCUUUUUGACGGUAGCCGCGACGAUCGCGUUUUGUUUCUUAGCGCUCUUGGCAGAAGUCAUCGCCAUCUUCGUACUAGUUCGCUUUAGUCAGCAUUUGGGCGCCCUUGGAAAGUUUUUCAUGCGUCUACUGUUUGACCUUAAAAAGGGUGAAGAGCAUUUGAUAACGUUGAAGUACUCGACAAUGAGAAACAAGCGUAAACGUGUCAAGAUGGACCUUGUUAGAAUUGAGAACGCUUCGUCGAGUGGAGCAACUGUUGAACAACAGCAAAAUUCCAUGAACACAACAACAAAUGGUUACUUGGAAGAGGUACACCUUGACGUAGACCCAAAGACAACUUCAAGAAGGACAGCUGCAUUUCUGAAUAAAUCUGUAGAAUUCAAGUCAGAUUCUCACAUGCAAAUGUCGUUUACGAACAGUGGUUAUUGCAGCGAGAGCUUAAAUUCUGACGUAACACCUCUUUAAGUAUGUAUAAAGACUGGAUGCAUUUCUCAUCUUUUUUAUUUCUUUAUGAUCAAAGUACAUUACCACAAGGAAGCAUGGGGGCCUAAUAGUUAGUGCGCAUGUGUGCGGUGGACUCCGCAUCAAGCGGUCUGGGUUCGAAUCCUGACCUAAAGUUGUUUUCUGGACAAAACGGUUUACUCUCAUGCCACAUUGCCUCUCUUCAUCGAGGUAUUUAAAUGGAUUUAAAAGACUUUAAUUCAGCGGGAAAAAUUGGCAACAGACUUACAUCCCAAUCAGAGGGAGUAGAAAUACUCCUAGUGGCCUAAUGAUUGGGAAACCGAGGAUAGGCGCCGACCUGGUGCUUUAAUCACAGGGGACCCGACCACUACAUCAGCAGUAAAAAUAGAUGUACUGUUAUUUACUUGUGUUCCUGUGUCUUUUUUAGUCGUUUAGAAGGGAUUUGAAUGAAGCGAAGUCCGUUUACAUUUCGAAUAUUAUGUAUCAGUCAAUUCCAGCAGUGCCCAUCCCCCUCCCCCGGGCAACCGCGGGGCAUUU
Molecule: messenger RNA, 3638 nt
Organism: Orbicella faveolata
Lineage: Eukaryota; Metazoa; Cnidaria; Anthozoa; Scleractinia; Merulinidae
Product: glutamate receptor ionotropic, NMDA 1-like
Biological process (GO): monoatomic ion transport
Cellular component (GO): membrane
Molecular function (GO): signaling receptor activity; ligand-gated monoatomic ion channel activity
Source: RefSeq, a predicted model, not a curated record